ACUACAGGAACUUAUGCUCCUGUUAAGGAAGCAUCAGGAAGAGCUGGGUUUCUGGUGAGGCUGGAUCCAGGGCGGUUUCUGGAAGCGAGAAGGGAGGAUCCUUAACUUUCCCCCGGAGGCGAGCUUUCGCUUUUUCCUUUCCAAUUUUACCACACUUUUUUUUUUUUGUUUUUGAAUUUUUAAGACUUUACCUUGAGUUCAAUAAGAAAAGAAGCACACAGAGGGCAGCGGCCUGGAGUCACGUGCUCCAGUGAUGGGUACUGUGGACAUGGACAGCUUUCUCUGAGCCCUGAUUCUGCGGGAAGAUGAGGGGGCUUGAUUAAGAUCAUCUUUACAGGUUUCCUAAUAAGUUUUAUAACUCUGGCUUCUAAAUUUUUAUAGUGUCAUCUGUGCCCUUAGCCCUGCACUGGUAAGUCCAACUUUAAAAUUUUAAUAAUGGUAAUUCAAAACAUAUGACCUUGAGCUUCAUUACAAGCUGUUGGAAGCAUUUUCCAAGCUCAGCAAUUGUGUAAAGAAUUUAAAGUAACAUUUACACACUACCCAGACAACCACACGUCUUCCCCACCCUCUGAGCCAACAAUAAAUGUUCUGUCUUUUGUGCCCCCAUAAUCCUUUGCACUCACUUUAAUCAUGGUGUUUUCUCCACUGUAGUACUUGUUUUUGUAAUUGGCCUGUAACUGCAUAUGUUUAUGCAACAGAACAUUUCUGUGUACGUUGUGUGAGCUGGGCAGAGGGUGGUGCCCUGAGGACAGGCAGUUAAGUUACCGUCUCUUUCUUCCGAAUCAGGAGCUGCCUGCUACUCUUGCUGCCCUGCUGCAGUGCAAAGCCUAGUGUCGGGAGGGUGGGGUAUCCCGUGCCCCGACGGUGUGGCGGCUCUUAGCACAGGCUCUGGAAUCCCAUUUCUAACCGAAUGAACCGUGAUACUCCAGCUCUGUAAACCUUGGUUUCUUCCCCUGUAGUCGUGGCUAAUAAUGAUAGGUUAUCAUAUUAUCACAGGGCUCUUUUUAGGAUUAAAGGAACCAGCGUGUGUAAAAUAGCUCGGUGCCUGUCGCAUUUUGCAUAUUAGUCAUUAUUCUUUUGAUCCCUACUUGUUUGUGGUGAUGAUGUCCUACCGUUCUCUCUGAGCGUACCUGGAUUACAACAUCUCAUGAAGACGUAUCCUUUGGACCCAUCCAUGAGCCUGCUGUAGGUGAGGACAUGGAAGAACGCUAGGACUCCAAAGCUUAAUGAUGAAGGUUAAGGGCCAUAGUAUCAGACUAUCAGGUUAGGAGAGGUGGACCUGUGUGUGUGGGGGUCUUGGACUCCUCCCAACGCCCAGCCGUCUAGGGCAGAGGCUGACUUGUGUGUGCCUGAGUGGGUAAGAAAUGAGCCCAGAGGAAGACCAGCUGGGAUCACGUACUAGAGCCUGUUUGGACCCCACGUGCUUCUGGUCUUCACAAGAAGGAAGAGCCUUCCCCAGACGGAGCAGGUCCUCCAGAGGAGCGCAAAGUGUGGGCACAGAGGUCAGAGGUCCGGUGGAAGGACGGCUCCCAGCUAGGAGCUGCAGGUGUGCAGGGGGGCUGUGCGCUCACCUGGCACCUGGGUCCACAGAGCCAGCAGAGGAGGAGCCAGAGCUCUUGUGCUCCCCCGGGUGGUGGUCCCGAUGCUUCAGGGCACUGCAGAGGGAGAGCUCUGGGGAGAGGAAGAAUUGUACAUUUAAGUGCCUCCUUUUUAAGUGUUCAUGGAUUUUCUGAUAAGGAGGAAACGUCAAAUACUUAAGAAAAAAAUUUCCUGUUCACCCUAACAACACAAAAAUUCUGCCUGAUUUUGUGUAUUGCCUUUUAGUCUGUGUUCACAUAUAACUUUUAGAAUGUAGAAGCUGUCCACCAGGAGUAUUUCCAAACCCACUGUGAAAACUACAUUGGGCUAUGAGUGCUGGGAGAAACUGACUGAAAGUAGUUUUAAAGAUAAAAACAACAGUCAUGGUUUUUAAUCUCCCUCCCCCAGAGAAGGGCGGGAGCUAGUGUGUGUGCCCCCCCACUCCGAGAUCAGCCCUGCACGACCCCUUGGUCCCAGCAAUCCCAGGAGCUUUGUCCCUUCACCUGCAUUGUAUUCUCGGGGACACUGAGGCUUGGGGUCACACAGGCCGUAAGUGGGAAUGGCGGGAUUUGAAUUCUACUCUGAGUCCAGAGCGACCCCUUAAGGUGCCGGGGGUUGUUUUCACCUGAGGACACUGUACAAAGCAAGCAACCGAGAAGAGAGAGGCCCUGAGCAAGUGCAGAGUGGAGAUGCUUCGGGUGUCAUGGAAACAGUUUUUAAAAUAUCAUUUAAUGUUUGACUGCAAAGUAGUGCAUAUUAAUCAUGAGAAAUGUUAAAAAUGAAAACAAACCACGAAGAAGUAAAGGAAAAGCCGCUAUGAUCCCACCACCCAAAGUGACUUGACUGUUGAUAAGAGAGUGAACGUGGACAUCAUUUCCAUUCCUCUAAAAAUUAUCCAGAAAAGCAUGGUGAUAGCACAUAUCCACGUCAUAGACUUUGAUGAUGAGAAUAACAUUAUAAAUAAAAAUGUGCUUCUCCAUCAAGCGGGUGAGAUCUGGCACAUUAGUGCCAGCCCUGCAGACAAGGGAGUGCUGGCCACCUGCUACAACAAGACUGCAGAUGGCAAAGUCGUGACGUGCGCCGCGGUGUGGAGGAUGCCAGCGGAGCUGGAGCCGGGCGGCCACGAGUCCCCGGAGGAUGCAGCGAGCCCUGCACACGCCCUGGAGCUGCUCUGUCACCUGGGCCCCGCGGCCCACGGCAGCACCGCCUGUGUCGCGUGGGAGCCCGCGGGAGACGGGAAGAGAGUCAUCUCAUUGGCUGACAACCACAUCCUGCUGUGGGAUUUGCAGGAAAGCUCCAGCCAGGCUGUGCUGGCCAGUUCGGCGUCCCUGGAAGGGAAGGGACAGCUGAAGUUCACGACGGGGCGGUGGAGCCCGCAUCACAACUGCACCCAGGUGGCCACGGCGAACGACACGGCUGUCCGAGGGUGGGACACGCGGACCAUGAGCCAAAUCUACUGCAUUGAGAGUGCACACGGCCAGCUGGUGCGGGACCUGGACUUCAACCCCAACAAGCAGUACUACCUGGCCAGCUGCGGGGACGACUGCAGGGUGAAGUUCUGGGACACCCGCAACGUCACCGAGCCCGUCAAGACGCUGGAGGAGCACUCCCACUGGGUGUGGGGCGUCCGAUACAACCACUCGCACGACCAGCUCGUCCUCACGGGCAGCAGUGACAGCAGGGUCAUCCUUUCCAACAUGGUGUCCAUCUCCUCCGAGCCCUUCGGCCACCUGGUGGACGACGACGACCUGAGCGAGCAGGAGGAGAGGAGCCAGGAGCCUCCCCAGGACAGCGUCAUUGCCACCUAUGAGGAGCACGAGGACAGCGUGUACGCCGUGGACUGGUCCUCAGCCGACCCCUGGCUCUUUGCCUCCCUGAGCUAUGACGGGAGGCUGGUCAUCAACAGGGUACCCCGGGCGCUGAAGUACCACAUACUGCUCUGACCCGCCAGGCCGUCCUUGGGCGGCUUCCCAGCCGCGGGCAGCCGUGUGGCGGGCGUUGGCUUUCCAGGCGGAGCCCCGUCUGGGAGAGCCAGCAUCACUCUGCUCUGAUGCGAGCACCUGUGAAUAGUGACGGAGCAUCUGCCAGCCGACCACUGGCACCUGAAGUCUCCCCUUGCCGGAAGCGAAAACACCGUCCCCAGACUGAGCUGGGGCUCCGCGGGCUGGCCUCUGCCUGGUCACUGCCUACUUCCUCUUCUCGCUUUUAAGGCUGUCGGGAGUCUCUCUGUAAUUUGCUUCCAUAAUGUUGACUCAUCUUUCUCUCAAGAUUAAAAACGAAAUAAAAGGAGCAGGGCCACGCUGCAUGGGCUCCAGCUCUUUCUUCAGGAGCUCUGCCCCCGGUAUGGCCCCAUCACCCGGUCUCUGUUCAUUUUCUCCGUGUUGGCCCAGAAAAAAAGGCAGAUGGGCCUCCCGUGCUUCGUCCUGGGCUUGACCUGCCCAUGCUCGGGCCUGGCCUGGGGGAGCCCUGACGCUGUCAGUGACCAGGGGUCUCCUGCCGGCCUUGUGCCCCAUCCCCGGGCAUGGUGCCCCACUGGGUCCUGUUCCUUUACUCUGAUGGCAUCCUCAUCGCCUGGAGGUCACAUGCGUGUUCCCGGGUCAUGCAGCACGCUUACCUGUUGAAACCCCACGUUGUCAGGUGAUCCUGAAACUCUGAGCACGGGACUCUUGCCUAUUCCUUCUCCCGUGGGUCCAGGGGUCUGUUCUGGGCGUGGCCUCACCUGCCCAGGUGUCGCGUCUGUACCGAGAUGGCUGUCAGGCGUAGUCCUUUUUUCACAACGGGCUUCAGCUUGAGAAUGGACUCGUUCUAAACGCUGAAGCCAUCUGUCGUCCCCGGAGUGUCUGUGUGGUGGUUUCUAGCUGCACUGUGAGCCCAGAGAGGCAUGUCUGGGUUUUGUUUCUUUUUUUCAGGGGUAAGAGUUUGUGGGCAGAGUGGGGACCGUGGGUGAGUGGAGGACAGACGGGGCUGUGGUGGAGGGGCAGGCAGGGGGUGGUGGUGUUUAAGGCCCUUCAGCAUUUCUGCUUCCAGGGAAGACCUGCGUUUGUGAGGAGUGCAAAAAAGCUCUAAUGAAAGUCCUCAACAAACAGGUGUUUGUUGAGCGCCUCCUGUGUGCCAGGCGCCGUGUAAGAUGCUCCAGCUCUGCAGCGACCGAGGCAAAGCUCUGGGCUCACGUGGGGUCUGCAGUCCUGCAGGAACUAUCGGCUGCUGUAAAUCUUUGUGUAUGGGUGUUUGUGUAAACAGAAGUUUUCAUUUUCCAGGGCAGGCGUUGGCAAACUAUAGCCUGAGGUCAUGGGGGCCAAAUCCCUGCCACCACCUGUUUCUGUCAAUAAAGUUUUAUUGGCACGCAGCACCGCCCUUACUCACGUGCUUCGGCACACGUGCAGCAGUGGCCAGGCAACCUCAGCGCCUAAAAUCUUUGCUGUCUGACCCUUUACAAAAAAGUUUGCAGCCCCUGCCGCAGGGUCAGCUCUGACCAGUGUGAGCACUGCGUUCUAUGGGAGGAAACUGCUGCACUGCUUCCCGAGGGGCCGCGGGCGGGUGCUCAGCUUUCUCAGCUGCCCACGGGCAUGGGGUGCUGUCAUUUGUGCUUCCCUGCAGCGAUGCGGAACGGCUUUCCGCGCACUUAACUCACCAUCUACCCGCGUGUCCUCUUUGGUGGAGCCCGUUUUUAAAGUUACAUCGAUUGUUGAUUAUUGUGUUUAAGUCCAUUAGGUUUAGAACGUUCUUUACAUAUUUUGGAUAAAAGUCCUUGGCCAGCUGUGUAAUUUGCAAAUAUUUUCUCCCAGUUUUUAUCUUCUCUUUUUCAUCCUUUUAGCAGCGUCUCUGCAGAGCAAAAGUCUUGAGUUUCGUUGAAGUCCCACUUACCCAACUUUUUUUUUUUUUAUAGAUUGAAAUAUUGGAAUCAAAUCCAAUGUUAGGAAGGUUUUCUCCAAUGUUUCUUCUAAAAGUUGUAGUUUCACAGUUUAUAUUUGGAGCUAUGAUCUAUUUUGAGUUUUUUAAAUAAGGUGUGAGGUUUUGGUUGUGGGUUUUUUUUUUUCUUAUAGAUAUCCAAGUAUUCCAGCACCAUUCGUUAAAGACCGUAGUUCCUGCAUUGAAUUGCUUUUGCUCCUUUGUCAAAAGUCAGUUGGCCCUACUUGUGCAGGCCUAUUUCUGGACCGUCCUGUUCUGCUAAGCUGUGUGUCUAUCACUGAGGAGUUCCUGAACAACUUUAUGGGGUGCUUUCACGAGCUCCUCCCGCUCUUGAGAUCUUUCUGGUGCUUUCCUUUUUACACAUCAGACUGCGGCUUUGUUCCCCCUGUUCUGCUGCACCGUCUCCAUGCCGGAGCCGCCCGGCCAGCGGUGGGAAAACAGAGAGAGGGAGCAGGGUCCCCUCCCGGGACAUAGCCUCCGGGCAGUUGGAGAGGAGGCGUCCCUCCCCCAGUCCGAGGCUUCUGCAGACUGUCCCACUGCCGCACAAAAAUCGCCCGGGAGGCUGGGAUGCCAGAGAACAAGCCUCCGUUUUCCUAAAAUGACAGGAGAGAGCUGUUCAUAAGCCCUGUCCGCGUGUGGCUGCGUUUUUGGAGAGGCUCCUCCAUCUUAUCAGGGACCGGAACUCCCUGCAACUUAACUUAAUGUGUCCCUGUGGAGACGCAGAUGCAGAACAGCGAGAGAGCCAGCCUGGGGUGCAGACGUGCCGGUGACGCUGGCUGGGCUGGUGCAGAGAUGCUGGCAGGUGGUUGGUUUCUGGAUGGAUUGGCAGAUGGAGCUGUCGAGUUUACUGACAGAUUAGAGUAGGUGUGAGGCCGAGAGAGGAACCAGGGAGGGCCCAGGGGGUUGGUCUGAGCAACUAGGACGGUGACCGAGACAGGAAGGACCAGAGGAGGAGGCUGGGGGGUGGGACGGGAAGAUGAGCAGCCGGGUUUGGGCUGUUGAGUUUGAGAUGCCUGUGAAGUGGUCAAGUGGCCCAGCCAACCAGAUGCUUGGAGACAUGAGACGGCUGGGGUGGGGUCCAGGCCAGGCGAGCGGAGGUGGGAGUCUGUGUUCCUGGUGCAGACGGGUGUGCGGAGCUCUGGGCCAACGGCGUCCCUGGAGAGAAGACCAGAGGCCGAGCCCCAGCGUGAGGUUGGGCGCAGGGGAUCCAGCCAAGGGGAGGGAAGAGGCCGCCGGGAGCUGGGAGGGCCCGGUGUGUGGGGUGUUCUGGAAGCUGGCGAGCCCGUCUGCUUUGUCAGUGUCGCUGUGGGGUGUCAGGUGGGCUGAGAGCCCAUUGGCCUGGCAGCAUGGGGGUCACUGGGGAACCUGACACGGCAGCUGUCACGGGAAGCAGGUGGAGUGGGUUCAAGAGAGAAUGGGGAGGAAUAAGCCGGCAGAUGUGUCGGCAGCCUGCGAACGGUCCCGCAGCAGGCAGGGGCCAGCAGGGCUGCUGUCCGCUUCGAGAAUGGGGACAGCUCCGUGUUUAAACGCUGGUCGUUUGCAGGACGAGAGGGGAGAGUGAUCGGGCUGCGGGAAGCGGUGAUGCCAGGGCACCAAGCCCCAGACCCAGGGCUGCUGCUCUCACACCCACGGCCAUCACAUCAUCCAGUGGGUCCCCUGUGAGUCGGUGCAGAUAACAGUCGUGUUCUAAAAUGUGCACACUUUCAAAUACGUGACACGGUCCACCUUGCUGACGUCUUUGUGAGGUAAACAUAGCCAUCUCUGGGUGCAGGGAUUCAGCUGGGAGUGGACGGGCCUGUGGUGCUCUGCUGGAGCCUGGGGCAGCCCUGGUCCCUGGUCGCCUCCCCGUCCACACGGAUCUUGUGGGCUCCCCUUCUUCACCGUAUGCAGCCUGAUGGCCUUCGUGUCCGGGACCAGACAGAAGGGUGUGGCAGAUGUGACGAUGCAGAGGGAAUGUUUGCAUUUUUUUUUUAAAUGUACACAUUUGGAUUUAUCAAAUUUAAUUUUUUUGUUUUGUCUUUUUACUAUACAAAAAUUUAUUGCAUUUAGUCAAAUGUGUCUUAUCCUUCUUAAAUUUUAUUGGAGUAUAAUUGAUUUACAAUGUUGUGUUAGUUUCAGGUGUACACCAAAGUAAUUCAAUUAUACAUAUAC
This is a messenger RNA of Delphinapterus leucas (beluga whale), 7638 nucleotides long. The record is from RefSeq and is a predicted model, not a curated record. Lineage: Eukaryota; Metazoa; Chordata; Mammalia; Artiodactyla; Monodontidae.